Molecule: messenger RNA, 1770 nt
Organism: Aspergillus saccharolyticus JOP 1030-1
Lineage: Eukaryota; Fungi; Ascomycota; Eurotiomycetes; Eurotiales; Aspergillaceae
Product: putative acyl-CoA oxidase
Exons: 6
Coding region: 1-1770 (589 amino acids)
Biological process (GO): fatty acid beta-oxidation using acyl-CoA oxidase; lipid homeostasis
Cellular component (GO): peroxisome
Molecular function (GO): acyl-CoA oxidase activity; FAD binding; fatty acid binding
Source: RefSeq, a predicted model, not a curated record
AUGCAGUCUCUAUCUACGGGCCAUACAAACCAGGAGUCGGAGCACCGUGCACUCUACCACGAAGUAUGGAACACGCCUUCGCCGACUCUGAAACUGACGCAGUCCGCUUUGAUGAGGCCUGCACCGCUUUCACUGACUCUCGAGGAGCGGACGCGGCUCACAUAUUUAAGAGCAAGGGCUCUGGCACAUGCAUACAAUUUGACCUUGGAGGAUGUACUCAACACCACACCGAAGUUCUGGAAACUUCACAUUGACAUGCUUACCGCUAUGGACGGUGGUGCAAUCAACUUGGUCAGCGUUGCAUAUAACCUGUUCGUCGGUACAGUUGCUCCAUACAUUGCCUCGCAGCCUGAAUUGGCGCCGAUUAUCGAGCAGGCGAUGAACUUUGAUAUCUCAGCACAGUUUAUGCUCACCGAGCUCGGGCAUGGCUUAGAUGCACGCAACCUAGAAACAACAGCUACUCUUAUGCCCGAUAAUAGCUUUAUUCUGAACACACCAUCACCGGCUGCUGCGAAGUGUAUGCCACCUAAUACUCCCCGCCAUGGCAUGCCCACUUUUGCGGUUGUAAUAGCCCGCCUUAUUGUCGAAGGUGAGGAUCGGGGCGUCCGACCAUUCCUUGUCCAAAUGUCAGAUGGCGUCAAAAUGUACCCGGGUAUCACCUCAAAGGUUUUCCCACCUCGUCCGGGUGCGAAUCCAAUUGAUCAUGCCUUGACCUACUUCAACCGCGUGCAGCUUCCGUUCUCCGCCCUGCUUGGUGGUCAGCAAGGGAGACUGCAGAAAUCAAAUAACGAACGUGACAACUUCUUGGCCACCAUACACCGCAUGCCUGCAGGAACACUCUUCCUGGCUGGAGGGUGUAUACCGUUGAUCAAGAUGGCUGUUUAUAACGCCAGCAAAUUCAGUUUCCGGCGACACAUUCUUGGCCACGAUGGACAACCAAUGCCUGUAAUCGACUUCCGUACCCAGCAUCUUCCUAUUCUUCACGCCAUUGCCAGAGCCCAUGUCCUCCAAGCGUUUCUGAUCCACGCCGGAAUAAGUUUCUGCGACCGAAACAUCACUGAUCCGCGGGUCCGUCAUGCCUUUGCCACGAUCUUCAAGGCAGUCACAAUCCACCACUUCAAGACGAGCCUCAGAUCUGUGAACGAAGGCUGCGGCUGGCACGGUUACUACGACCGCAAUCAGAUUCUCCAAGCCGAUUUGGAAUUUAGCGCGGUGGGCACCGCUGAAGGCGACGUCAGAGUCCUGGCUAUUCGCCUUGCAAGCGAGCUUUUGAUCGGCCGCUAUCAAGUUCCACCACCCAAGAACCCCAACGGUGCCCUCGCACAGCAUGAAGCCGGUUUAUUUGCAGAAGCGAGGGUAGCAAUGAAGCUCUUCGGCAAUAAGCAUCGGAGUGAGGCUUUCAACAGGACGAUUCUCCCUCUUGCUCUUCCGUUGGUUCAGGCCAUUGGGUACCGGAUGGCAAUCGAAGCUGCUAUCGAGGUGGGCAUUGACCCUAAGUUACAGGCUCUAUACCAAGCUGGAAUCAUCAAGGAAGCUUCGGCCUGGUUUGCUGAGUAUGGUCUCAGCCGUCAAAAGCAGCGCGAGAUGGAGGCCGCAGCGGUCGAUGCAGUGCUUCCUGACUUGGAAAGAUUGGUGGAGGAAACAGGGGUCGAGCCGUAUUGCACCGCACCUAUGACGUCUGACCGUUUGUGGAACGAUUAUGUUGAAGAAUUCGAGACUUUCUCAGGCGGCCCGGCAGAAGCUCCUCAGGACCUCAAAGCACGUUUAUAG